GCGUGGCCUCGCCGCCGCGCGCGGCGUGCGCGAGCGCAAGGUGCACGACAUGGUGGGCUACUUCCGCCGCCGCACGGGGGAGGAGGUGGACGUCGGCGAGGCCGUGUACGGCGGUGUGCUGAACCUCGUGUCCAGCGCCUUCUUCUCCGUCGACGUGGUGGACAUGGGCGGAGAGUCCGCGAGUGAGCUGCGGGAGGUCGUGGAGGACAUCAUCGCCACGCUCGGCAAGCCCAACAUCUCCGACAUCUUCCCUUUCCUCCGGCCGCUGGACCUGCAGGGCUGGCGUCGCUGGGCGGGGGCAAGCUACCACAAGGGCGAGCACGCGCACGGCGACUUCCUGGACUCGCUGCUGGAGCUCGUUUCCGCAGGCAAGAUCGGUCGCGACAAGGUGACGGUGAUACUGUUCGAUGUGUUCGCGGCCGGGACCGACACGAUGGCCAUCACGGUGGAGUGGGCGAUGGCCGAGCUGCUCCGGCACCCGCGCACCAUGGCCAAGGCGCGCGCGGAGAUGGAGGACGUCCUCGGCGGCAAGGUCGACACGGACACCCUCGAGGAGCCUGACGCGGCGAGCCUGCCGUACCUGCAGGCCGUGGUGAAGGAGGUGAUGCGGCUGCACCCCGUGGCGCCGAUCAUGCUGCCGCACCAGGCCGCGGAGGACGGCAAGGAGAUCGGCGGCUUCGCCAUGCCCAGAGGCGCAACGGUGAUCUUCAACGUGUGGGCGAUCAUGCGGGACCCGGCGGCGUGGGAGAGGCCCGACGAGUUCGUGCCAGAGAGGUUUCUGGAUAUGGCGGUGGAGUUCCGGGGCAAGGACUACGAGUUCAUCCCGUUCGGGUCCGGGCGGCGGCUGUGCCCUGGCCUGCCGAUGGCGGAGCGGGUCGUGCCGUUCGUGGUGGCGUUGCUGCUGCAGGCGUUCGAGUGGCGGCUCCCGGACGGCGUGGCAGUCGACGAGCUGGACGUGACGGAGCAGUUCACCACGGUGAACACGCUCGCCGUGCCCCUCAGGGCCGUCCCCGUCGCGGUCACCUAGCUAUCAUGCAUGCAAUCCUACUAUCUUGUAAUCGUGCGGACGAGAUGCACCCGGUUUAUCUACACUAGCUAUUCAUGAAAAUUCAGUAGCCAGACAUU
This is a messenger RNA of Triticum dicoccoides, 1125 nucleotides long. RefSeq names its product cytochrome P450 76M5-like. The record is from RefSeq and is a predicted model, not a curated record. Gene Ontology annotation, molecular function: iron ion binding; heme binding; monooxygenase activity. Bases 50 to 1027 code for a protein of 325 amino acids. NCBI's taxonomy places the organism in Eukaryota, Viridiplantae, Streptophyta, Magnoliopsida, Poales, Poaceae. The transcript has 2 exons.